Molecule: messenger RNA, 10411 nt
Organism: Harpia harpyja (harpy eagle)
Lineage: Eukaryota; Metazoa; Chordata; Aves; Accipitriformes; Accipitridae
Gene: SEMA5B
Product: semaphorin 5B
Exons: 24
Coding region: 867-4145 (1092 amino acids)
Biological process (GO): semaphorin-plexin signaling pathway; axon extension; negative regulation of axon extension involved in axon guidance
Molecular function (GO): chemorepellent activity; semaphorin receptor binding
Source: RefSeq, a predicted model, not a curated record
GAGCGCCACCCUGCUCCGCGGGACCCCCCGCCAGCCCGGGGCGGCCGGCUGCGAGCGGCGGGGAGGGCGGCGAGGGCGAUUCGCCUGCGAAGAAAUGCCCUGUUGAACUUUGAAUAUAUUAGUUGACAUCAGUGCGAGUUGGGGCUGCCAGCCCCUAGCUCCCUCCUCCUUCCCUACCUCCUCCUCCUCCGCCUCCUCCCUCUCCUCCCCCCGGUCUCCGAUGGAAAGAGUUGAAGCCGUGCUGAUAGGAGCCUCCUGGAAGAGACAGCGGAGCGCAGGGGAGGACUUCGGUCCCAACUCCGGCCGCGCCGCGGGGACGCUGCCCGCCGCCGCUCGCAUGGCCCGAGGCGGCGCUCCCUAAGCGCCGCGCUGGGGAGAGCCGCCGCUCCGCUCCCCUGCUCGCCCCGCGCCGAGCCCAGCCCCGCCGAGCCGAGCCGAGCCGAGCCGCGCCGCGCCGAGCCGCGGCUGCCCCCGCUCCUGCGGCAGCCGGAGCGCGAUGUGCCGGUGAGCCCCGCACCGGGAGCCCGGCGGCCACCCCAUAAAUCAUCCACAAACAACCUUAUGAGAAAAAUAGAAGGAAGAAGGCCAAAGAGGCAUGCCAGAGAAGGAAGUUUGCAGAGUGCAAGGGGUUCAGAGAAGACUGCAGUGGGACUGCCUCUGAGAGGGAGCGUUUACAUCACUAAUUCUUGACGGGUUUACCUUCUGGGACUCUGACCUUAGACUGCUGCUGGGGCAUUUGUCUCGGACUUGGCCUCUGGGCUGGAUUUUCCCUGGAACGUGACUUCGAAUAUGACACUUCAGUAAUGCAGAGGCUGUAUCCUCCCUGGGCCUACCUUGGAAGCUAGAUCUGCAGCCGCCCUUCAGUCAUGGUUGUUUCAAGAUUAAAGGCCAUUUCCCUGUCAUUGCCAAGCCUUUUUCUUCUUGCUUUUCAUCUCUCAGCAACACAGAAUGUACCUGAAUACUCUGAAGCUGAACAUCAGCAAUGCGUCAGGAAAGAACAUCCCACAAUUGCUUUUGAAGAUCUGAAGCCCUGGGUGUCGAAUUUCACCUAUCCAGGUGUGCAUGACUUUUCUCAGCUUGCACUGGAUGCCAACAGGAACCAGCUCAUUGUGGGAGCAAGGAACUACCUCUUCAGACUUAGUCUACACAACGUUUCUCUUAUUCAGGCAACAGCAUGGGGUUCAGAUGAAGACACCAGGAGGUCCUGUCAAAGUAAAGGGAAAACAGAGGAAGAGUGCCAGAACUAUGUCCGAGUGCUGAUUGUUUAUGGCAAGAAGGUUUUUACCUGUGGUACCAAUGCCUUUUCACCGGUGUGUUCCAGUCGACAGGUAGGAAAUCUUAGCAAAAUCAUUGACAGAAUUAAUGGAGUGGCUCGGUGCCCGUACGACCCUCGGCAUAACUCGACAGCUGUGAUUACAUCACGAGGAGAACUCUAUGCUGCAACUGUAAUUGAUUUCUCUGGACGGGAUCCUGCUAUUUACCGCAGCCUUGGAAAUGUUCCCCCACUUAGGACAGCACAAUACAACUCCAAAUGGCUCAAUGAGCCUAACUUUAUUGCUGCCUACGACAUUGGUUUAUUCACCUAUUUCUUCUUCCGUGAGAAUGCGGUAGAACAUGACUGUGGGAAAACAGUGUAUUCUCGUGUGGCAAGGGUUUGCAAAAAUGAUAUUGGAGGGAGAUUUUUGCUGGAGGACACAUGGACAACUUUCAUGAAGGCCAGGCUGAACUGCUCCCGUGCUGGAGAAAUCCCUUUCUAUUAUAAUGAAUUGCAAAGCACCUUCUACCUUCCUGAGCAAGAUCUGAUCUAUGGUGUCUUCACUACUAACGUAAACAGCAUAGCUGCCUCAGCAGUGUGUGCCUUCAAUCUUAGUGCUAUUACUCAGGCAUUUAAUGGCCCUUUCCGUUACCAAGAAAACCCAAGAUCAGCCUGGCUGCCAACAUUAAACCCCAUCCCUAAUUUCCAGUGUGGGACGCUGAGUGAUGACAGCCCUAACGAGAACCUGACGGAGAGAGUCCUGCAGGAUGCGCAGCGCUUGUUCCUGAUGAAUGAUGUCGUGCAGCCGGUGACUGUAGAUCCGUACGUGACUCAGGACAGCAUUCGAUUUUCCAAGCUGGUGGUUGAUAUUGUUCAGGGGAAGGAUACUCUCUACCACGUGAUGUAUAUUGGAACAGAGUACGGCACCAUCUUGAAGGCCCUUUCUAGCACUAACAGGAGCCUAAGGAGCUGUUAUUUAGAGGAAAUGCAGAUCCUCCCCGAUGGACAACAGGAAGCAAUCAAGAGUCUCCAAAUCCUGCACAGCGACAGGUCGCUCUUUGUGGGCUUAAAUAAUGGAGUGCUUAAAAUUCCUCUGGAGAGAUGCUCCAUGUACAGAACAGAAGGGGAAUGCCUAGGAGCCAGAGACCCCUAUUGUGGCUGGGAUAACAAGCAGAAGCGAUGCACCACCAUUGAGGACAGCUCCAACAUGAGCCUGUGGACUCAAAAUAUUACUGAGUGCCCAGUGAAAAACCUGACGACAAAUGGAAGACUGGGACCUUGGUCCCCAUGGCAACUGUGUGAGCAUUCAGAUGGGGACAGCACAGGCUCCUGUAUGUGUAGGUCACGUUCAUGUGACAGCCCUCGUCCUCGCUGCGGUGGUCGCGGCUGUGAAGGGGCCAGGAUUGAGGUCGCAAAUUGCUCAAGAAAUGGCGCCUGGACACCUUGGUCUUCCUGGGCCCCGUGUAGCACCUCCUGCGGAAUAGGCUUUCAAGUCCGCCAGCGAUCCUGCAGUAACCCUGCUCCACGGUACGGGGGCAGGGUCUGUGUUGGACAGAGCAGGGAAGAAAGAUUCUGUAAUGAGAACAGUCCAUGUCCAUUACCGAUUUUUUGGUCUUCAUGGGGUCCUUGGAAUAAAUGUAGUGUGAAUUGUGGUGGAGGGAUUCAUUCAAGGCAGAGGUCCUGUGAAAACGGAAAUACAUGUCCAGGCUGUGCUGUGGAAUAUAAGACGUGCAACCCAGAGAGCUGCCCGGAGGUGCGCAGGAACACACCCUGGACCCCUUGGAUGCCUGUCAACAUCACCCAGAAUGGUGCCCGCCAGGAGCAGCGCUUCCGUUACACGUGUCGUGCUCAGCUGUCUGAUCCCCACGAGCUGCAGUUUGGGAGGAAGAAAACUGAGAGUCGAUUCUGCCCCAAUGAUGGCUCAGCAGUGUGUGAUACUGACUCUCUUGUUGAUGACCUCCUCAAGACUGGUAAGACUUCUGCACGGAUUAUCAAUGGGGGCUGGUCCUUUUGGGGGGCCUGGUCUUCCUGUUCCAGGGACUGUGAGUUGGGCUUUAGGAUCAGGAAGAGAACAUGCACAAACCCCGAACCUAAAAAUGGUGGCUUGCCCUGUGUGGGGUCAGCGAUGGAGUACCAAGACUGCAAUCCGCAUCCCUGCCCAGUGAAAGGCUCAUGGUCUUGCUGGACUCCUUGGUCUCACUGCUCAGCAACCUGUGGAGGAGGACACUACCAGCGCACGCGGACUUGCACCAAUCCAGCUCCGUCUAGCGGAGAGGAUAUCUGCAUUGGUCUGCACACCGAGGAGGCCCUUUGCAACACGCACCCAUGUGAAGGUGGCUGGUCAGAGUGGUCAGAGUGGAGCCUGUGUAAUGAAGAGGGCAUCCAAUACCGCAGCCGUUACUGUGAGGUACACAGCCCAGACUCUUCUCAGUGCAUCGGAAACAGCACGCAGUACCAAGAUUGCCUGUAUAAUGAAAUUCCUGUGAUCCUGCCAGCCUCCAGCAUUGAUGAGAGCACGAACUGUGGAGGUUUUAGUCUCAUCCAUCUGAUUGCCACUGGAGUCUCCUGUUUCUUCGGCUCUAGCCUCUUAACGUUUGUGAUUUACGUGUACUGCCAGCGCUGUCAGAGGCAAUCCCAGGAGUCGACCGUUAUCCACCCAACCACUCCCAACCAUCUCCAUUACAAGGGCAACACAACCCCCAAGAACGAGAAGUACACCCCUAUGGAGUUCAAGACACUUAACAAGAACAAUUUGAUACCAGAUGACAGGACCAACUUCUACCCGUUGCAGCAAACCAAUGUGUACACGACAACCUAUUAUCCCAGUACACUGAAUAAAUAUGACUACAGGCCCGAGGCCUCCCCUGGAAGGACCUUUACCAACAGCUGAUGAUGGACAGGUCCCAGAGGACUGGAUCACUUCCUAUAUGAAUUUUUUUUUAAUUGAUUUUAUGGACCAAAUACUGGCCCAGCCUCUAGAUGUAAAUAUUGUAUAGUAGGGUCUUUUUUUUCCUUUGGUUAAUUGUAUUUCUUGUAAACAGCACAUCUCCUUACAAGGACAAAAAUGCAUAUGGACCAUUCUACAGAGCUUUUGUGGAUAUUUGGCUGGAGAUGGCUCUUACUACUGCAACUGUUUAUGGCUGGAAGAUCAGCGUUGCUGUCCAAGGCCAACAUUGUCAAGGAGGUGGCUGUGUGCUGGGCUCAGUGGCCACCAUGCAGUAGCACACAACACUCGGGCGCAGUCUAAGCAAGGCAAGAGGUGGCCUCCUGGGGCAGGGGUGUCUGUCUGGUGAGGAGCAUCCUUCCUGAGACAGGGUAGCAAUGGUGCACUGGAUGACACGCAGCUCAUGAGACAGGCUGAGCGGGACUCCAUCGUGCCAACAACUUGAAGAACGUUUUCUUUUUCUUUUCCUUUUUUUAUUUUUGAUUUUUUUUAAUGUUUCUGAAAAAAAAAAAAAAAAAAAAGAAGUAACUUUCUAGGGCAGUGUUCCCUGUAUCUUCAACAGAAUCUUUUCAUAUUACAGGAAAUACUCUCCACAGCCUUCUUUGGUAACAUGCAGUUCAGCUGAUGAGAAACAACACACGAACAAAGUGCAUUACCAGAAGAAGCUUUCCAGAAUGUUUCCAGUCUUAAUUAAAAGAAAAUUAUACAGGCAGUGAGACACUGAGAAAAGUAAAUGUUGGAAUAACAUCGGAGACGUGAACUUGGAGUGCCUAACAAACAAAAAGAUGUUUAUAUCACUGGAAAAAAAAGAUGUGAUGAUUGCCGCACAAGAGCCAUGGGCUUUUUUCUUUCUUUCUUGUUUUUUUUUUUUUUCUGAGACAGUGUUAACUCUUUUUGUUCUAGCUUUGAUCCUGAUUGUGUCUGCCAGGAAAGGCAACUUUAGAAGCCAUGCUCUUCUUGUGGGAAAUCACCAUGCUUUGGGCUAAUUUUUCCUCUUCUUUUAUUGUUGGUUUUUAGUUCAUUUACUUUCAAAGAGUGAAUAAUUCUGACUUUGUGGGGGGAGGGUAUUCUUAAGGAAUGUUUCCAUAGUCUGACAUGACCCAGAAAGUCUGCUGCACAUUCUUAUAGUGUCUUCCAGUCAGUACUCUAUGAAAUAGUAACGCAGCUGAGUAAUGUGCGUUGUUUGCCAAUAUUUCUUUAAUUUUUCAGAACAAAAACAACCCAACAAACAAAUGCUGCUGCAGCUAUUGAAGUAAAUUGGGGCAGUAGCAUUAUUAAACAGUAUAUCCAGCCUUGAAAUGUAAUUUUGUGUAUGUGUGUGACUGUGUCUAUAAGAACUGUAUUAGUUUGAUGCAGAAGCCAUGUUGUCUACAACCAGAUGUUUGUCUGACAUAAUUGUUUGGCAAAAAGGAAACUUAUUGCUGGUGCUUAAUGUACAAUUACAUCCAAUGUGUUAGCAACGUGAACAAGUUCACCGCUGUUAUCAUUUAGUGUUUCUAAAUAUUUAUAAUGAACUCCUGAUGCUAAGGAUUUUAGAAUGUCGCAAUACUGAGCAUGAGAUAAAAGUACACCCUGAAACGCGCAUGAGCUCCACGUGGUCCUGAGCUUGGCUUUGUCGUCUGCAUCUUACUCGAGCAAUUGCCAUGCCCGUGCUUGGCCAUUGACUCGGCCGUGUUCCCAGCAGUCCCGUUUGUCUUCGCUUUAUUUCAGAUUUUGCUGUAAGCCGACACCGGUCAUUUCUCAGUGCUAUUCCUUUGCAGUUGCUUGUUUGGAAGCCCAGCUUGGGCUGUGUACUCAGCUCUUUCACGUAGGCAGCCGGCAGGAAAUGAAGAAAGGCUGUGUUGCUCGUGACAAGUACAUUGCUUUUCCUGUGAGGAAAAAGCCAACAUGGCUCUGUAAGCCUGUGUUAUGGUGGUUUGACCAGAAGGCAAGAAUAAAGUAGCCUCCCAUUUUUAAAUUACUUUGUUCGACUUCAGUUUGCAGUGAUUGAAGGCUGUAGGGUAUUUGUAAUAAAGUGGGGUCAUUAGCACUGCCACGAGGACACCUUAGGCUCAGUGGUGCCCAUCAUUUUCAGCAGUUGUUUUUCUAAUUUAGCAGCUCAGCCUGCUUCUGCUCUGGCCCCACUGGGUGAAAUAGAGGGAACAGAGGGAGAGAGAGAGGUGCCCUUAAAUAGGUGUACUCACAUUUGAAGCAGCAGGGUCAGGAGCUGAUGCAGCUCUCGAAGCUCUGUCUGAAGCAACCUGCUGCAACCCUCCAAGUCGGCACAGUGGCUCAGCAGCCCUAACCCUGCCUGGCAGCGUGGCCGGGGCAAGAGCAGCAGGAGUGAAGCAGGAUCGCCAGGGAAGCAGGAGAGCACUGGUAGCAGGUACCAGCACCUGCAGGAAGGCUCUUCCCAGGCCCCUAAAUUCCAUUUGAGGAGCGAUGCCUUUGUGCCUUGUGCCAUAACGAGUUCAUCCCUUCUCACUGAAUUUCCACAUCCCCCUCAGCAACACUGAAAAUCCUGACUUAAAGUAGUUCUAAUGAGUAUGUAGCCCAGGGGUUGAAAAUUAUUACAUUAGACUAUCAGGAUGGGAUUUCCCAGCUUUAAUUUAUGUGAUUCAGAAGAAAACAUAGGCUCCCAAGAUCACUCUAGCCAUUGUAAAAUUAAAGCAUUGUCUAUUCUCUGAGCUUCCCCUUCAGAAGAUUCCCCAUAGCGACACAGUCUGCAACUACCAUGCACGUGGCAGGAUUGCAGCUGGAGUUUGGGGGGAUGCAAGCAAGUCAAACCUUGCAAUUAUUUUACUUUUCUCUUUUUCCUUUCUUUUUCUUUAUUUCCCCCCUCCUUAAACAUUUUUCCAUUUUUGGCUUCACAGAAUAACACGAUGUAAACUGGUUAUGUUUUUUUUCCAAAAUGCCACAUAGCAGCUGAAAUUAUUUAAAUGUUCAGCUCACCAAGAUAGGUCAUUACUGCCAUUGUGCUCAGGAGGUGGAUAUUUUGUAGGCUAUUGGAGGGCAGAUGCUUCAAGGAUGGUGCAUGUGGUUAUAGUUUCAUCAAGACAUUCCUCCUUACCAGCCAGCCAAAUAGAUUCAGCCCUUUUUCACAUAAUUGGCAAUCACAGCAAGGGUUUGUAGACUCCAUUCGAGCAGAAAGUAGAAUCCAGGAGAGGGGGAGAGAGAGAGAGAGAAAGAAAGAAAUCAGAACGCUUAUUACUCAAUUAAUGUUUGCAUGAGAGUGCAGUUCUUUAAGGACACUGUUAUUGCAGUGUGAGGGUUGCAUUUUUUUAUGAGCUUUCUAAUGCGUGGCAGGUUAAUGACACCAUGUACAGUGAUAUUCUUGUGAUCCAGGUAAUUCGGCAGCUUGAUCAUCAGGUCUGUAAUAUCUGUAGCAGCUUGAAUUGCUCCUGCAGCUGGAUGUUAAACUUGCUAAAAUUUCCUAUUCCUAAGGCCAUCUUACAGUACACUGGAAUUGCAUUUAGUUCGGGAACAUUGCUUUCUAAAAGACUCAUCUUUUGCUGUAUAUAUAUUUUUUUCUUUCACUCCUAAGACAGAGAAGGGGAAACCCUGGGCAGUUCCUGUGUUGGUCUAGAGGCACUGGUUCUCUGCAAACCCUUUGGAUAGGAUUCAAGUAUACAGCAUGCAAAAUAUGAUGGAAAUCUUACAGCCAAGUAUGUAGCGGAAACAUCCUUAAUUAGGCCAUUCUUCUUUCUUUUUCCAUGGAAGUGGCUGCCUUUCUCCCUCCAGAAGGAGUGUGCAUUACGGCAUUAUCCAGGCUGUGUUGUGCUGUUGCUGUUGGGCUUUACUUGAUCAACUAUCACCCAGCAGAAAUAAUUUGUGCAGCUCGCUAAUAGACAAACCACUUGACAAUCAAACCACAGCAGAAGAGGUGCUGUUGCUCUAAAGGUGCACUCAAAUGUUCAGUAUAUGAGCCAGGGCUGCUCUAUAAUAUAUGAACUGUACAGAUACUAUAGGAGAAGAAUACGUAUUUUCUUACCACCACCGUUCCUAAUGCCUUAUGUUCAGAAAAUGAGAUGCUUGGCUUGAAAUCAACAGAGAGUAGGAAUGGAGUUCAUGUCUGAUGCAGACAAUUUGACGCCUCCGGUGAUAAUCUGAUGUUGAGCCCACCUGGAGAGAAAAAUGCUGUCCACUGAGAUUGAUUUAUUCUUUGUACCAAAUGUAGUGGGGGGAGAGUUAUAUAUAUAUAAAUACAUAUAUAUAUAUAAAAUGUAAAUGUAAAGUUUGUGUAACAACUUACUCUGUUUUUGUAAUAGUGUAUACAUCUAUCAGUGGAUAGAUACAGUAUAUAUUUAUAAUAUAUACACACACAAUAUAUAUAUUUAGCAAAAUGCCCGCAGAGAAAACUUAGAGUAAGAAAGGCAGUGCUGGUAUUCAAAUUCCGCAGGGACAAAGUGAAGAAAAAACCUGUAAAAAUCUAGUAUCCUUUCCAUUGGGUUUAAAAAAAACACUUUUGAGGUAAAUGAAAUAUAUAAUUUUUUAAUUGAAAAGAAAAUUGAUUUUUCUAGUUAGAAAUGCUGAUUCUCCCCUAAAUCAUUCUGGUUAAGAAUGAUUAAGAAACAGAUUCUUGUUACAGCUUAUAUUUUUCUGAAUAAGCCUCCCAAAUCUCUCAUGUGUAUCACUCUAUUGUUUUUGUAAUUAUAAGUAGGGAGUAAUUGAGCAAAGAAAAUUAAAAUAGCAAGUAGGAGUAACAAAUAUUGUACCGUUAGAGCAAAAGACAUCAUCUACUAGAACGCGGAAAAUGUCAUCUUCCAUGUUAAAGAAUUUAACAACUGCCUUCUGAGUUAUUGAUCGGUACUGUAAGCUUUGCCUUAUCGUCACACUAGGAGGUUUUAGUACAAAAUUUAGGGAAGAGAAACCCUGCAAGCCCAUGGCUUUUGGUUUUUCAGAGGGGUCCAAAAAGCCACCAGGGCAUGGGAGUCAGGCACCUGGUGCCCUGGGUGUCUCUGGAGCUCCCAGCGUUAGCAGCCAACGCUCUGCAUCUAUUCCUCGCCCUGUCGCACCCGCGAGCCAGCCUGCAUGUACAGCAGGGCACAGCACCCCUUGGAGCUCUCUGGCAUAACAGAGAAAUACCCAGUAAAUUGGGUUUGAGGGAUUUUUUUUUUUUUCCAACAGAUCACUUUAAUGCCCUCGUGACCAAGGCCCAGACCCGAACAAGUGAAUCUUCCCCUUAAGCUUGGUAGGAGGAAACUUCAGGCAGCUUCAAGAGCAGAUUUGGGGUAGGUGAGCAAAUCCACAAAUUUUGAUGCUGCCUGAUUGCCAUAGCCUUCAAAACUGGACAGAAACCCCUCUGGAGCUGGGUCCUCGUGGGGCUUACCCAGUCUCAGCCGUUCAGCCUGGAAAUCCCUCCUUUGGGCCCUUUGGGAAAUUUUAGUGUCUGCUUUAGUCAUGGCUGGAGGAGCAAAACCAGCAAGCCACUAUUUAGAUAGCCACAACUAUAAGUGCUCAAUAGCAUUCAACAUAAAUUUGGGUCUUGCACUUGAUUUUUUUCCAUUCUGCCUCCAGCCUCAGCUGCAAAUUCACCCCUGCUAGUCGAGAGGGUUCAGUGCUGUAAGAACAGCAUUUGGCUUUCUGCAAGUCCCAGCCGCAAUUUGGUUUUAAACAAAUCUGAUAGUGAAAAGUAUUAACGCUGCACUCUAGUUCUGAAACCUCCAUGAGCAGGAUGCUGUUAAUUCACAUGCCAUGGAGUCAAGCAGGGGUGGGCCAUUAAUAACUGAAGAAAAAAUGUUUUUAGUACCAAAAUGUCAAGCAACGUAAAAGCCAGCCAGCUGCAUGACAGUGUGAUUUCCAUCCACACACCCCUCCUUAGAUAACAUCCAAACCUGCGCAUACUUAAAAGCGAUGCAGUUAAUUAGGAGCAUUCCCACAGAGGAAGCUUCAGGGAGGCUGAACGGUAUGUGAGAUGGAAAUGAUAGUAUUUAGCUUGUAACUGAGGUGGGAGAGUGACAGAUGCAAUACUGGAUCUUGGAUACGUGGGAAAUUAUUAUGCGAACACAGAACGCUUGCCCCAAAACAGCAAAACCUGGAGAGUAUUAUUGGACUCUGUUGUGAAGGCACAUCACCCUUCCUAUGCAAUUGAACUUGAUGGUACUUUAGUAUAAAGGUGACCUAGACUGUAAUCACUGCCUUUAGACACUGUGAAUUUUUUUGGGGUACUCUGUAUUUUUAUAUAUUGUACAAUGUAAAGAAUAAUUCAGAAAUAAAACAGACCAACCUGGCAA